This is a messenger RNA of Amblyraja radiata (thorny skate), 2298 nucleotides long. RefSeq names its product oocyte zinc finger protein XlCOF6-like. The record is from RefSeq and is a predicted model, not a curated record. Lineage: Eukaryota; Metazoa; Chordata; Chondrichthyes; Rajiformes; Rajidae. Gene Ontology annotation, cellular component: nucleus. Bases 1 to 2298 code for a protein of 765 amino acids. Gene Ontology annotation, biological process: regulation of transcription by RNA polymerase II. The transcript has 5 exons. Gene Ontology annotation, molecular function: DNA-binding transcription activator activity, RNA polymerase II-specific; RNA polymerase II cis-regulatory region sequence-specific DNA binding.
AUGGAGGACCACCUGACGCUGCAGGGGCACAACAAGGAGAAGCGUUAUGAGUGCGACGUGUGUAGCAAGGCCUGGAAGCACCCGUACCAGCUGGAGAUCCACCAGCGGGUGCACACGGGAGAACGCCCCUUCGACUGCUCCGACUGCGGCAAGACCUUCAAGACGGCGCAGGUCCUGAAGACCCACCGGCGGGUGCACACGGGCGAGAAGCCCUAUGGCUGCUCCACCUGUGGCAAGAACUUUGCCUGGUGGUCGGGGCUACAGCAACACCAAUGGGUGCACAGCAGUGAGCGGCCCUUCACCUGCUCCGACUGCGGCAAAGGCUUCAAGUCGUCGCCGGGCCUGUUGAUGCACAGGCGCCUACACACCGGGGAGCGGCCCUACACCUGCAGCGACUGCGGCAAGGGCUUCACCCGCUCCAAAGUCCUGCUGGAGCACCAGCGCACCCACACCGACAAGCGCCCAUACACCUGCGCCCAGUGCGGCAAGGGCUACACCUGCUCCAGCUAUCUGCUGGAGCACCAGCGGACCCAUACCGGCGAGCGUUCCUUUGGCUGCUCCGACUGCGGCAAGGACUUCAAGAGGGCAGGCCAGCUGAAGAUCCACCGGCGGGUUCACACGGGCGAGAUGCCCUAUGGCUGCUCCGACUGCGACAAGAGCUUCAAGACGACGAAUGAACUGAAGAAGCACCGGCGGGUGCACAGCAGUGAGCGGCCCUUCGCCUGCUCUGACUGUGGCAAAGGCUUCAAGUCGUCCUCGGAGCUGAAGGUGCACAGGCGCCUGCACACCGGGGAGCGGCCCUACACCUGCAGCGACUGCGGCAAAGGCUUCAAGUCGUGCACGGAACUUAGUGUGCACAGGCUCUUGCACACUGGGGAGUGGCCCUACACUUGCAGCGACUGUGGCAAAGGCUUCAAGUCGUCCACGGACCUGACGGUGCACUGGCGCGUACACACCGGGGAGCGGCCCUUCACCUGCUCCGAUUGCGGCAAAGGCUUCAAGUCGUCCACGGAAUUGAAGGUGCACAGGCGCCUGCACACCGGGGAGCGGCCCUACACCUGCAGCGACUGCGGCAAGAGCUUCACCCGAUCCGGCAGCCUGCAGGCGCACCAGCGCACCCACACCAGCGAACGCCUCGAAGGGAGCUUUGCCCGGUUGUCGGGACUGCGGGUGCACCGGCGGGUGCACAGCAGUGAGCGGCCAUUCAUCUGCUCGGACUGUGGCAAAGGCUUCAAGUCGUCACCGGAUCUGUUCAUGCACAGGCGCCUGCACACCGGAGAGCGGCCCUACACCUGCAACGACUGUGGUAUGGGCUUCACCCGCUCCAACAUCCUGCUGGUGCACCAGCGGGUGCAUGCCAGCAACCGUCCCUUCCACAGGCCCUUCGACUGCUCCGACUGCGGCAAGGAAUUCAAGAGGGCACACCAGCUGAAGAUCCACCGGCGGGUGCACACGGGCGAGAUGCCCUAUGGCUGCACUGACUGCGGCAAGAGCUUCAAGACGAUGUAUGAGCUGAAGAUCCACUGGCGGGUGCACAGCAGUGAGCGGCCCUUCACCUGCUCCAACUGCGGCAAAGGCUUCAAGUCAUCCUCGGAACUGAAGAUGCACUGGCGCUUGCACACCGGGGAGCGGCCCUACACCUGCUCCGACUGCGGCAAAGGAUUCAAGUCGUCCACGAACCUGAAGAUGCACAGGCGCCUGCACACCGGGGAGCGGCCCUACACCUGCAGCGAUUGCGGCAAGAGCUUCACUCAGUCCCAUCACUUGCUGGAGCACCAGCUCACCCACACCGGCCAGCAUCCCUUCACCUGCGCCCAGUGCGGCAAGGGCUGUUUAGGCGCCAUUGCUGUCGAUGGAGAGACGGGGAUGCGAGCGGCCAUUGAGGGCGGCCAGGAUGCCGCCUACUGCAGCACGAAGCACCCCUUCACCUAUGCCCAGUGCGGCAAGGGCUUCACCCGCUCCCCGAAGCAGCUAUCCCACCAGCAGGUACACAUCUGUCCCUUCACUAGGUCAUUCGGCUGCUUCGACUGCUGCAAGGACCUCAAGACAGGGUAUGACCUGAGGGCCCACUGGCGAGUGCACACGGGCGAGGAACCCUUUGGCUGCUCCACCUGCGAGUUUGGCGUAGUCAGCAGGAUCCCAAUUGUAACGGGAUUUGAACGAUUACAUGGGGAAAUAAAAGGGAAUGAUAAAAUAGUCCCCACUGAAAGAGGGACAGGGGGCUUCCCAGAGAAGGGGCAGUCGGAGCAGGUGAAGGGCCGCUCACUGCUGUGCUAUCCGGCCGGUGACUCACACUGA